CAUACCAAAUAAUUCGAAUCUCGCGCAAGGCAAUAACUAACGACUUGUCUGUUAAGAACUACUCUUGCAAUAUUAUUAUUACACGAUAAACUACAGAUUGAAGGGAAGUAGCGAAUAGACAGAAAGCAAAGUAUUUAUGGUUGUGUAUAGUGUUAACAUUACCGACGUGGACGGUCGGACCUACGCUGGACACAGAGACCCUCCAGGACAAUCGAGUUUCUAUAUAACUCCGGGUGAUCAAUGGAAAGAAAAUUACAGAGUUUCAACGUUUUCAAGAUUUCCGGAACACUAUCCUGUCAGCCCAACACGACUGGCAUCUUCUGGAUUUUACUACACUGGAUUUGUUGACAGAGUUAAAUGCUUUAAGUUUGUAAGCUUUUCAGUACAUUUGAAUAAUGAUCGUUGUUGUACUGUACCGCUCGCUGUAUUGCACGUUUCUUGUAUUAGCAAUACCGACGUAGACGGUCGGACCUACGCUGGACACAGAGACCCUCCAGGACAAUCGAGUUUCUAUAUAACUCCGGGUGACCAAUGGAAGGAAAAUUAUAGAGUAUCAACGUUUUCAAGAUUUCCGGAACACUAUCCUGUCAGUCCAACGCGACUGGCAGCUUCAGGAUUUUACUACACUGGAUUUGUUGACAGAGUUAAAUGCUUUAGUUGUGGACUUUGUGUCGAAAACUGGUCAAUAGGCGACGAUCCACAAGAUAAAAAAUGGCACAAAACAGAUUGCGACUUUGCUAACGGAAUACCAACAAACAACCAGCCUUUGUUAGGUGCUUUUACAAAUUUUUUGAAGCGGUCUCCACCCAGAAAUAGAAGCCCUAAUUACAAUGAAUCCACGAGGUCAAGCCUGUUCAACAACGCACGUAACGCACUGAAUAUAUCACAAAUAGAACAAAAUGAACCCGCAGAAACUACACACACACCUACUAAUGCAAAUGACAUAUCUCAUACUGCACACGCAACCAGCUUGUCACCUUUACCAUCAUUGAUUACCUCACAACGAACUUCAUUGCCCUCUUCGCCACCUAAUGCCACAAAUUACGUACAAGCAAGACUACCAGUUGCUCAAGAAACUUCAUCUAUUCCUGCCAAUGCAACACAAGAAACACGAAACGAACUUUACCCUUGUAGGGCGCCGGUUAACCCACAUAUGGAAUCCGUUAUUAACCGUUUGGAAUCUUUUAAACCUCGUCCCGGUUGUCGAUGGCCAAGUGACAAAUUAAGAGCAACCAUCGAUGAACUUGUGAAUGCGGGAUUUUUUUAUUUGGGGGAAAGAGAUCGAGUAAAGUGCUGGUAUUGUAACGGUGGAUUACAAAAUUGGGAAUACGAAGAUUCGCCAAUUGUUGAACAUGCGAAAUGGUUUCCAAGCUGUGAAUAUGUUUUACGAAUUAAAGGACCAACAUUUGUAGAAAACAUCGUUGCUGAAUUUCCUGACAUUGAUCGCCCAGCUCCGAUAAUUAGAACAAUGCCAAGGGCUGCUGUUGCCGGACAACCCCCUACACCACCCUUGCCUAUGGAUAUUCCCCCAUCACCCUUGCCCCAACCACAGCCUUCGAUACAGUCUAGAACCCCAUCUCCCCCAGCAGUAGAAAACCUACCCCCAGUUUUGAGUACAUCGGAAGCGGUCGAGCAAGGAUUUUUAGGACUGGAAUACGUUAAACAAGCAAGAGAAAUGGGAUUUGACGUUGAAGCAAUUAAGACUGUCCUAAAAAGAAAAUACGAAACGAAUGGUCAAUUUUACAAUACCGGCGAAGAGUUUAUGGAAGCGCUUUUUGGAUCCACUCUUGAUAAUAGGAAUCAAACACAAGUUUCACAACCAAACACUCUUCCACAAACAUCAACCACCGUACGACGAACUAGUAGCAGCAGAAGUCAUUCUCCGCCUUCUGAGGAAAACCAGGGAUCCAGUAACACAGUUUCUGAACUUCGAAGACUUGAACUUGAUCGAAAUUGCAAAGUGUGUCGGAGUCGACCGUCCAACAUUGUUUUUAUUCCGUGCGGUCAUCUUGCUUCUUGUGACCAAUGUAUUACAGACUUGAGGAAAUGUCCCUUAUGUGCCAGAACUAUACAAGAUACAAUCAAAACCUUCAGAGCGUAAGAAACCUUUAUUCGAUUGAUUCUUGAAAUACGUUGAGCAUGUAGUUGGCAAGGAAUUUGAUCGAAUAAUUAUUACGUCUGUAUGGAAAACUUGUAAGAUCAUUAUUCAAAAUUGUUAAAUUAAGCUUAAAGCUUCAUAUAUUUAUUUGAUAGUAUUUAUGUUUUUUCUUUUCUAAUAUUUCUGUUUUUUUUUCAUUUCUAAGCGGCAAAGUGUAUCUGACUUUUUAUCCUCUUUUUUUUUUCUAUAAAAUCCAUAUUGCAGUAUUGUAGCAAAGAAGUAAAAAAAAAAAAGUAAAAAAAAAAAUUAAAAAUAGUUUGUUUUUCAUUCGUAAAAUCUAAAAUAAAUAAACAAGAUGUAUUUAUUUUUCAAAAUAAAUAGUGCGAGACAUUGUGUAUUAAAAACUGUGAUUGAACUGUUAAAAAAAGUAGCAAAAAAUAUUUUAAAAAUGAAAAAAAAUAGUAAAUUUGGAAUCAUCUUGCUGAAUUGUUCAAAUGUAAAUAGUUACGUAAUCUCUUGCUUAACCCAGCAAAUCUGGAUUGACAAACAAAUUCCACGAGUUCGUGGAGGUUGUUCGAGUUUGUUGACAACCGAAUAGUUAUAAUCAGAGAAUGACGUAAACUUUUGAGUCAUCAGUAAUAUUACGCACAUAAAUGGAAAUAUGUUGUAAUGCUUCCUCUGAAUAAUCAUUUUUUAUCCGGUACAAGCAUGGUCGAGCUUGUUAGUUCUUAAUUGCAUUUCAAGUGUAGGAAAGAUAUGGUCACAUGUUAUUGAUCUGCUAAUUCAACAAUACUAGCUAAGCUGAUUUCAUAUUAAGCCUUUCAAACUCAUCAUUAAUGUGCCAGUCAAAUGUGUUUAUAAACAUUUUUAUUUUACCAAAAUGCAUUCCGUGUGUGUAAUAUACAUAUUUAACAAAUAUACUUAUUUAGUUUUCGUCGAACGUUUAUUUACCUCCUAAUUUGCUUCUUGUAUUCCUAUUUUUUUUAAUUUUAUAACAAUCUGUCUUUUUGUAUUUUUUUUCUGAUAGUGGUAUAAUAAAAGAUCAGCCUUUUUGAAUAUGCUGCCUUGCUAGUUGUACUAUAUACAUUGGUAUUUUUCCUGUCUAGAGUCCCAGCUAAAGUAACUGUGAAAUAUGUAUAUAAAUAUUUAUAACAAUUUUGUUUUGUUUUCUACAAUUCUAUAUAUCUUUUUUAUAAAUUGGAAUAGUGGUGUGCAUAUUGUCUUUCGAAUGCAAUUUCUUGUUUUCCUAUCUCUGCCUUUCAGCCGCCUCCCUUUAACGCACUGCAUUUAUGUUAUUUUCCAUUUCCUUCUACACCAUUUGUUUUGUAUAUUAAAUUCUAAUACUUAUAUACUACUGUUUGAACGAUUUUUUAUAUCAUUGUGUGAAAUGCUAAAAUAAAAUGUUCGGAUUAAAAUAAAAACAUUCUAAAAAUA
Molecule: messenger RNA, 3532 nt
Organism: Styela clava
Lineage: Eukaryota; Metazoa; Chordata; Ascidiacea; Stolidobranchia; Styelidae
Source: RefSeq, a predicted model, not a curated record